AUGAGUGCGCCAGUAUACUAUGAAAUAUAUCGUAGAGCGACCAUUGGGACGACUUUGGCAGAUGCUUUAGACUCGUUGAUUACCGAUCAACAAAUCCAGCCCCAACUUGCUAACAAAAUUUUGAAUAAUUUUGAUAGAGUAAUUUCUGAUUUGCUCAAAAGCGAGCUGGGAAUUGCCAAGUCCAAGUUGACUUUUAAAGGAGAUUUACACACUUAUAGAUUCUGCGAUGAUGUAUGGACAUUCAUCAUCAAAAAUGUGUUGAUUAAAUUGACUGAUGUGUCUAAUUCUGGUGACAUGUUGAAUGACAAUGAACUCUCGGUAGAUCGGUUUAAGAUUGUGGCCUGUAAUGCUAGAAAGGCAGGAGAGUUGUAA
Meyerozyma guilliermondii ATCC 6260 is the source of this 372-nucleotide messenger RNA. RefSeq names its product transcription initiation factor IIA subunit gamma (gene TOA2). The record is from RefSeq and is a predicted model, not a curated record. The transcript has a single exon. Gene Ontology annotation, cellular component: transcription factor TFIIA complex. Lineage: Eukaryota; Fungi; Ascomycota; Pichiomycetes; Serinales; Debaryomycetaceae. The coding region runs from base 1 to 372 and encodes 123 amino acids. Gene Ontology annotation, molecular function: TBP-class protein binding; RNA polymerase II general transcription initiation factor activity. Gene Ontology annotation, biological process: RNA polymerase II preinitiation complex assembly; transcription initiation at RNA polymerase II promoter.